AUGGCUGACGGGGACGACGGCUGCCGGCCCGAGCAGGAGCCGGGGCCGGAGCCGGGAGAAGAGUUUGAGAUCGUGGACCGGAGCCAGGUGCCGGGUCCCGGCGAACUGCGGAGGGCGGCGAAGUCGCGGGCGGCGACGGAAGGCUGGUCCGCACCCAUCCUGACCCUGGCGCGGAAGGCCACAGGAACCUUGUCGGCCAGCUGCGGGAGCGCGCUGCGCGCGGCCGCGGGCCUGGGCGGCGCGGAAGGCGGCGCGGACGACGCGGCGCGCGCAGUUUCCAAGUGCCAGAUGAUGGAGGAGCGCGUCAACCUGAUGCACAUGAUGAAACUCAGCAUCAAGGUCUUGCUACAGUCUGCCCUGAGCCUGGGCCGCAGCCUGGAUGCAGACCAUGCCCCCCUGCAGCAGUUCUUUGUAGUGAUGGAGCAUUGCCUCAAACAUGGGCUGAGAGUUAAGAAGAGUUUUAUUGGCCAAAAUAAAUCUUUCUUUGGUCCUUUGGAGCUGGUGGAGAAACUUUGUCCAGAAGCAUCAGAUAUAGCCACUAGUGUCAGAAAUCUACCAGAAUUAAAGACAGCUGUGGGAAGGGGCAGAGCUUGGCUUUAUCUUGCACUCAUGCAGAAGAAACUGGCAGAUUAUCUGAAAGUGCUUGUAGACAAUAAAAAUCUCUUGAGUGAGUUCUAUGAGCCUGAGGCGUUGAUGAUGGAGGAAGAAGGGACAGUGAUUGUUGGUCUGCUGGUGGGACUCAAUGUGCUGGAUGCCAACCUCUGCUUAAAAGGAGAAGACUUGGAUUCUCAGGUUGGAGUGAUCGAUUUUUCUCUCUACAUUAAAGAUGUGCAGGAUCUAGAUGGCGGCAAAGAGCAUGAAAGAAUCACAGAUGUCCUUGAUCAAAAAAAUUAUGUGGAAGAACUUAACCGGCACUUAAGCUGCACAGUUGGGGAUCUUCAAACCAAGAUAGAUGGCUUGGAAAAGACUAACUCAAAGCUUCAAGAAGAGCUUUCAGCUGCAACAGACCGAAUUUGUUCACUCCAAGAAGAACAGCAACAAUUAAGAGAACAAAAUGAAUUAAUUCGUGAGAAAAGCGAAAAAAGCGUAGAGAUAACAAAACAAGAUACAAAAAUUGAACUGGAGACUUACAAGCAGACUCGGCAAGGUCUGGAUGAAAUGUACAAUGAUGUGUGGAAGCAGCUGAAGGAGGAGAGGAAAGCCCGUUUGGAAUUAGAAAAAGAACUGGAGUUACAAAUUGGAAUGAAAACCGAAAUGGAAAUUGCAAUGAAGCUACUAGAAAAGGACACCCAUGAGAAGCAGGACACUCUGGUCGCCCUGCGCCAGCAGCUGGAGGAAGUCAAAGCCAUUAAUUUACAGAUGUUUCACAAAGUCCAGAAUGCAGAGAGCAGUUUACAACAGAAGAAUGAAGCCAUUACAUCUUUUGAAGAAAAAACCAAUCAAGUCAUGUCCAGCAUGAAACAAAUAGAAGAAAGGUUACAGCUCUCAGAGAGGGCGAGGCAGGGGGCCGAGGAGCGGAGCCGCAAGCUGCAUCAGGAGCUCGGCGGGAGGAGCAGCGCCCUGCAGCAGCAGCUUGCCCAGCUGCACGAGCAGUGUGCAAGUCUAGAGAAAGAGCUGAAAUCAGAAAAAGAACAAAGACAAGCUCUUCAGCGAGAGUUACAGCGUGAGAAAGACACUUCCUCUUUGCUCCGAGCAGAGCUACAACAAGUAGAAGGAUUAAAAAAGGAGCUGCGGGAGCUCCAGGACGAGAAGGCAGAGUUACAGAAGAUCUGUGAUGAGCAGGAACAAGCCCUCCAGGAAAUGGGUCUGCACCUCAGCCAGUCAAAGCUGAAGAUGGAAGACAUCAAAGAAGUAAAUAAGGCACUGAAGGGCCAUACUUGGCUGAAAGAUGAUGAAGCAACACACUGUAAGCAGUGUGAAAAGGAAUUCUCCAUUUCCCGUAGAAAGCACCACUGCCGGAACUGUGGCCACAUCUUCUGCAACACGUGCUCCAGUAAUGAGCUGGCCCUGCCCUCCUACCCCAGACCAGUCCGGGUGUGUGACAGCUGCCACACCCUGCUCCUGCAGCGGUGCUCCUCCUCCACCAGCUCCUAA
Rangifer tarandus platyrhynchus (Svalbard reindeer) is the source of this 2094-nucleotide messenger RNA. NCBI's taxonomy places the organism in Eukaryota, Metazoa, Chordata, Mammalia, Artiodactyla, Cervidae. The record is from the annotation of a GenBank genome assembly.